AUGCCCUUGCGUCUUCUGAUCAUGCAUGAGAUCGUGAAGCCGGUCAGGGUUGGAGAGAGAUUCGGAGAAGGUCCGGCUCUCCAUGCAUCAGUGAGCCCAGGCCAUGAGCUUAAGGAGCUCAUCAAGGAUGCUGAAGCUUCCCAUGUCUUGAUAUAUGGAAAACCAGGUGCUCGACCAUCUCCUUCUCGGCAGCCUCCAACUCUUCCUUCGUCUCGUACAACAUCGUCUAUAUACUCGCGGAGUGUAGCUGCCAUCAACCCAAACACAGAUCAUCAGAGACUGAUCAAAGAGACGCGAUGGGCGUAAACACGAUAUGCUUUUUGCAACGAUGGGCCCAAGUAGGGCAGGGGAUUAACCUAUCCCACCAGUUUCGGCUAUUGGAGUUGCCGCCGAUCCACGAUGCUGCAACUCCAUCUCAACCCUUCAAUUUAGGGUUCACUUCUGUUUUUCGUCUGUUAUACAUCGCAUGUUUCCUAGAUCCACCUUUGUGUUUUUGCCAUACGCACACCAACAGACACACAUAAAAGCAAGGACGAGCUUAAGCCUCUACCAAACUAAAAAAAAAAACUUCUUUUAUAUUCAUAUAACAUGAUUGAAUUUUUGAUAUUUUGUGCGAAUCCCUGUGCAAAAGCUUAUAUCAUCACAAUAAAGCAUAGGAAAAUAAAACAAAUUUCUAGGAUGGCCCAUGCAUGCAACAACAAUAAUAAGAAAAUUCGCCGCUACUUAGUGACAGAUUAAACCCAUCGUUGAUCGACUAUUUAGAGAUAGA
This is a messenger RNA of Salvia splendens (bonfire salvia), 769 nucleotides long. RefSeq lists its product as uncharacterized. The record is from RefSeq and is a predicted model, not a curated record. The transcript is spliced from 3 exons. Lineage: Eukaryota; Viridiplantae; Streptophyta; Magnoliopsida; Lamiales; Lamiaceae. Bases 1 to 306 code for a protein of 101 amino acids.